Colletotrichum truncatum is the source of this 1779-nucleotide messenger RNA. Its product is annotated as GTPase activating protein. Gene Ontology annotation, biological process: activation of GTPase activity. Lineage: Eukaryota; Fungi; Ascomycota; Sordariomycetes; Glomerellales; Glomerellaceae. Gene Ontology annotation, cellular component: Golgi apparatus. Gene Ontology annotation, molecular function: GTPase activator activity. The record is from RefSeq and is a predicted model, not a curated record.
AUGAUGUUCUCCUCUUCAGGGAGUGGGAAGAAGCCCUCGCAACAGUCCAAAUUCCUAGAACUGACAUGGGGUAGUUCUUCAUCACCGUUUUGGAAACCGCCGCCCCCACGUGAGAAUGCAGCGAAAAGGACAGGUCGCGAUCCCAACCUGGUCGUUGGGGCUGCAUAUUCACAUGCAGACAUUCUGAAAUUCGACUCCCUAAACCUAUCCAACUCCUCUUCGAGACCCAAAACUCCUCCUUCCUCCCAUUCGACUAAAGGCCGACCCAGCGAUGUCUCCCCUCCCACCUCGAGGCCCUCGUCAGGGCUGUCAUCGCCACCAAUCAAGAGUUAUAUAAAUUUCCUCUCCAACACGAAUGAUGACUGGAAAGCGGAUGAGGACGAUAUGAUGGGCUACGAGGAUGACGAUGGCGAUGACUUCGGUUUGCCCAGUCUGUCCAACAUGAAAAGGCGAACACGCAAGAUGGCCGCGCAGAACAAAACAGACCCUAAUGGAAGCCUGUCGCCUAUGGUUGACUCCUUUGGGCUUGGGCUUCAUACCAGAAGAUACUCUAACAGUGCGGAUAUCGCUAUUGAAAGACCUGCACCGACAUAUCCUAUGCCAAAGAAGAGCGAGGGUAAAAUUUUGAGACCGCAAUACAAGGAGAUAUUGAGAGACCCCGCAAACGCCCUACAUCUAAUUGACCACCCUGCUCUUCCUGCUAAUGCAACGCCCAAAGAGAUUGACGCAGCUAAUUCUAGGAUAACCCGGAUCAAUAAGUUCAAAAAACUUCUGCAGGCGUCCACAAUCCCUCUGCAGGAGCUCCGGCAGCUAGCUUGGUCUGGUGUUCCUCAAGAGGUUCGCGCCAUGACCUGGCAAUUGCUACUCAGCUACUUGCCUACUAAUAGCGAGAGAAGAGUUGCAACCCUGGAGAGAAAACGAAAAGAGUACCUGGAUGGUGUCCGGCAGGCGUUUGAACGAGGUGGCACGAGCGCUGCCCCGACAGGCAAGGCGAGAGGAUUAGAUGAGGCAAUCUGGCAUCAAAUCAGCAUUGACGUUCCAAGGACAAACCCCCAUAUUGAGCUUUACUCAUAUGAGGCGACUCAAAGAUCCUUGGAGCGAAUUCUUUAUGUUUGGGCAGUUCGGCAUCCUGCCAGUGGCUAUGUACAAGGCAUCAACGACCUUGUGACGCCUUUCUGGCAAGUCUUUUUGAGUGUAUACAUCGCGGAUUCCGACAUAGAAUCCGGUAUGGACCCUGGCCAGUUGCCCAAAACCGUUUUAGAUGCCGUGGAGGCAGACUCCUUUUGGUGUUUGACCAAACUCUUGGAUGGAAUCCAAGACCACUACAUCGUGGCUCAACCAGGCAUUCAGAGGCAAGUCGCGGCCUUACGUGACCUUACAGCACGAAUUGAUGCGGGAUUGGCAAAACAUCUCGAAGCGGAGCAUGUUGAGUUUAUCCAGUUUAGUUUUCGAUGGAUGAAUUGUCUCUUAAUGCGAGAGAUAAGUGUGCGAAAUACGAUCAGGAUGUGGGACACGUACUUGGCUGAGGAGCAGGGCUUUUCAGAAUUCCAUUUAUAUGUGUGCGCUGCCUUCUUGGUGAAAUGGUCGGAUAAACUGGUUAAAAUGGAUUUUCAGGAGAUAAUGAUGUUCCUGCAGAGCCUGCCGACAAAGUCAUGGACAGAAAAGGAUAUUGAACUGCUGCUGAGUGAAGCAUUUAUUUGGCAGAGUUUAUUCAAGGGCUCGUCGGCACACCUGAGAGGACAACCAAGCCGAACGCCCUCUGCAAACAUGCAAUUGUAG